Messenger RNA from Seriola dumerili (greater amberjack), 1417 nucleotides. RefSeq names its product protein phosphatase 1 regulatory subunit 3C-like (gene ppp1r3c2b). Gene Ontology annotation, biological process: regulation of glycogen biosynthetic process. Lineage: Eukaryota; Metazoa; Chordata; Actinopteri; Carangiformes; Carangidae. Bases 198 to 1196 code for a protein of 332 amino acids. The record is from RefSeq and is a predicted model, not a curated record. The transcript has 2 exons. Gene Ontology annotation, cellular component: protein phosphatase type 1 complex. Gene Ontology annotation, molecular function: protein phosphatase 1 binding; glycogen binding.
CACAAAAAGACAAUAAUCAGCUGAUUGGUCGGGAGAGUGAAGAGGGUGGAGUAUACAACAUGGCAUAUUAACUGAGGUAGUAUAAAUAGGACAUUGUGCCAGAAUCCCAUUUGGCCAAAGGGGCGGCUGAGACUAAAACGUGCUGCUCAUGUGGGUUUGAAAAGUAAGACUUUUGAAAUAUUUGAGACUUUCAAUGUAUGAUGACGAUGAUUUUGCAAACUUUAUCAAAGCACUGUCUGUUGUAUUACUGGCACUCAGUUUUCUUCCUCUUUUUUCUCCAGCAAAACUUUGAGGAUAAUAUUCCCGUCAGUCAGCAGCAGACUACCAACAUGGAGAUCUCCAGUACAACUGUCCUGCCAGUGGUUGGCCUCGGGUCGAUGGCCCAUUCAGCUGGACUUGUGGAGCUUGCUGUCAGGCUGUGCUUGAACCAACGCAAACAACUGUGUCCUCACGUGUGGGUUCCCAUUCUGAAGCCACAGCGUCCUUGUAUCCGUCCUCAGGUUUCUGAUCAGCCCCCCUCUGAUUUCUUGAGUCAACUUUCUUGGGAUUUUUUGGAUGACUUGGACGAUGAGGUUUUGAUCCCAGUCAAGAACAGACGUGUGGUUUUCGCUGACUCAAGAGGACUGUCUCUAACAGCUGUGCGAGAGUUUUCUGAUGAAGAGGAGCAGUCUGACCUCGACCUGCUGCCAUCGCUGCAGGGUUUGGGAAGCAUGACAGAGGACGGCUACAGCUGCACCGUCAGCACCUGCUGCCCAGGAACACGGCUCAAACUGGGCUUCCCGCAACCCUCUGCAGAUUUCCAGGCCUUCCGUGCCAAGCUGGCAGAGAGCAUGGUUAUCCUGGAGAACUGCAGCGUUACUGAGCACUCCCUCCAAGGUACUGUCCGAGUCAGGAACGUCAGCUUCCAGAAGGAUGUGCGUGUGCGCAUCACCUUUGACUCGUGGCAGAGCUACAAAGACGUGCCCUGCAUGUACCUGCAGAAACGCUUCGGAGGACCACAGACGGACAUCUUUGAGUUUGAACUUGCCAUUCCUAAAGUGCUAGAUGCCAAAAGGAAGAUAGAAUUCUGUUUAAGUUAUUUACCAGGAGGGCAGAGCGAACCUUUCUGGGACAAUAACAAAGGACAGAAUUACAGCAUUGCUGUGUGUGUGAGCUCACAUCUCUGUUGCGGGAAGAAUCUAAGUGAUAGGGCAUGACUUAUCCAGCCUAGAAAGGAUCCCUGAUUUUGUCAUACAUAGUACAUCGGUCCUGCGUAAAGAUGAGGUGGAUAUUUUUUUUUUUUUAUUACAUUUGCAUUAUUUCCACUCUGAAUUGGUAUGUAUAUUUCCAUAAAUGUUUAGACAUUUCAGUACCUGCUUUGUAUAUAAAAAAACAACUUUAAAACAGGCCAUUCUUGUUGCAUUCAGUUUUCUUUUCC